This is a messenger RNA of Zerene cesonia (dogface butterfly), 2321 nucleotides long. It is a transcript of the gene mAChR-A, whose product is annotated as muscarinic acetylcholine receptor DM1. Bases 235 to 2034 code for a protein of 599 amino acids. Gene Ontology annotation, molecular function: G protein-coupled acetylcholine receptor activity; G protein-coupled serotonin receptor activity. Lineage: Eukaryota; Metazoa; Arthropoda; Insecta; Lepidoptera; Pieridae. Gene Ontology annotation, biological process: G protein-coupled receptor signaling pathway, coupled to cyclic nucleotide second messenger; adenylate cyclase-inhibiting G protein-coupled acetylcholine receptor signaling pathway; chemical synaptic transmission. Gene Ontology annotation, cellular component: dendrite; plasma membrane; synapse. The record is from RefSeq and is a predicted model, not a curated record. The transcript is spliced from 5 exons.
AGAGAGUGCAUAGAGGGUGUACGCUACUCGCGUUGCUCCCCCGGUUAUAAUAUGAGUGACGUGCAGUGAAUGGCGUAGCGUGGUGAUGAUAAAUCUGUGAAAAGAGACAUGGCCGCGCGCCCUAAAGCGCCCGGCGAUUGUGGACCAUGUUCGGGGUCGUAGCAGGUGUGCCCAUUGACGGUGGGCGUACGAGCCGCGGCGGAGCGGGGGCCGUCGGCUCGCCGAGUUGACGACAUGCUCAUCGCUUCCAACGACACAGCCAACCUAUCAGACCUGGCGCUCGGCCCCGACCUCCCCACCAGCCCCUACAGCCUCGUCCAGAAGAUCAUCAUCGCAAUAAUCGCCAGCGUCCUCUCCGUACUCACCGUCGUCGGCAACUCCUUGGUCAUGAUCAGCUUCAAGAUCGACAAGCAGUUGCAGACGAUCAGCAAUUACUUCCUCUUCUCGCUGGCGGUCGCUGACUUCGCUGUUGGCUUGAUAUCGAUGCCCCUAUUCACAAUGUUCACCAUCUACGGCUAUUGGCCGCUAGGUCCACACGUCUGCGACACCUGGCUCGCGUUAGACUAUCUCGCGUCAAACGCAUCAGUGCUAAACCUUCUUAUUAUAAGUUUCGAUAGGUACUUCAGUGUUACGAGACCGUUAACGUAUAGAGCUAAAAGGACUACACGUCGCGCUACGGUUAUGAUCGGGGGUGCAUGGGGAUUCAGCUUAUUACUGUGGCCACCGUGGAUUUACGCCUGGCCGUAUAUAGACGGUGAGAGGAAAGUGCCGCCAAAUGAGUGUUAUAUUCAGUUUAUAGAGACUAAUCAGUUCAUUACAUUCGGGACGGCUAUCGCGGCGUUUUAUGUGCCAGUGACAGUUAUGUGUAUAUUAUAUUACAAGAUUUGGAGAGAGACAAAAAAGAGACAGAAAGAUCUUCCAAAUCUUCAAGGCGGGAAGAAACACGACUCGUCGAAAAGAUCAAAUUCUAGUGACGAGACGCGGGAAUUAGAUGCGCGGGCGCGCUCCGAGUCAGGCGACGCGGACUCCGUGUAUCACGUGAGAGGCGCUUUGGACCCAAGGUGGAGAGACUAUCAGGGUGCGAAAUACCAGAGCCGUCUCCGCGGUUGGGCAGCAGUUAGAAGUUGGUGUGUGGCAUGGUGGCACUCUGGCCGGGAGGAUCUGGAGGAAACUGAGCCGGAAGAAGAGCCCUCAGACCUGGGUUACGCAACUCCAGUAUCUGUGGAAACACCUUUGCAAAGUACGGUGUCGAGGUGCACCUCGUUGAAUGUGAUUAGAGACCCUUUCGCUGGCCGAGGAGGGUCUGGUGGAUCAAAUCCAGAUGGCGGUACUUCGCCUCUCAGACGGAACUUUGAACCCCCUCCCCCAAUCCCAAGUGCGCGAGACAGUCGUUCUCUUCCCCCAAAUACUAGAAUCAACACAGCUACCUCACCUGCACCUAAAUCAGCAUCCGCUGAUUCUGUCUACACAAUUGUAAUAAGGCUACCCGAUGCAGACUCUGAAAGACCAAGCAUCAAAAUGAUCACUGAGGAAUCUCCACCGACUAACGCGCGUGUUUAUCGACCACCUGCGAGAGGAGAUUCAGAACUAAAUCUACAUCCAGCUGGACAUGCUGGUUUGUCGAGAAGAACAUCUCAUAUACAAGAUGUAAGAAUACCACUUAAUGCAAAAAUAAUACCCAAGCAAUUGGCUGGUAAAGGAAUUACAGCAAAACAGCCCAAAAAGAAGAAAACGCAAGAGAAGAAGCAAGAAACGAAAGCAGCAAAGACACUAUCUGCCAUCCUUUUAUCGUUUAUCAUAACGUGGACGCCUUAUAACAUACUUGUGCUCUUAAAACCUUUGACAGCGUGUACCAAGUGCAUUCCUGACGAACUCUGGUCAUUCUUUUACGCUUUAUGUUAUAUUAAUUCGACUAUAAAUCCAGUAUGCUAUGCACUGUGCAAUGCAACGUUUAGAAGAACGUACGUUAGAAUUUUAACUUGUAAGUGGCAUAAUAGAAAUAGAGAAGCUAUGACUAGGGGAGUUUAUAAUUAGAAACGAAAUGUAGUGAAGGAAUAAUUGGCUAGGUUGUUUGGCUUGUGGGUAUCAAGAUUAUAAUUGCCCAAUCUUGAUGCCUUGGAUUGAAGAAAAUGUUGAUGAUAAUUAUUUUUACCUAAAAAAAUUUGACUCUAUCCCUUAUAGCUAAUGAUAAGUUACACAUUUGAAUUAUAAUUUAUGUAACAACUAAAUGAUCAUUUAAAAAAUUUAAAUUCUAAUUUUGUUAGUGAGUUGAACGUCCCGUCCAUUUUUUUCAUGAGUUACAUUUUGAUUUGUGUUUUUGU